Molecule: messenger RNA, 2844 nt
Organism: Suillus paluster
Lineage: Eukaryota; Fungi; Basidiomycota; Agaricomycetes; Boletales; Suillaceae
Exons: 13
Coding region: 1-2844 (947 amino acids)
Molecular function (GO): protein binding
Source: RefSeq, a predicted model, not a curated record
AUGCCCGCGCCGUCAGAGACGUCGACGCGUUCUCGUUUAUCGUUGUCGCGCACGACGUCCUCGACUACUACUCGCACUUCCCUGAAAACGCGUGCGCUGUCAAUUACAAGCGAUGCCAGCGGGUGCACGACUAUCAAGCCCAGUAAAUCUAUAUCGAAUUCGAAUUCUACUUCAAAUAUGCUCUCCACCUCAUCAAUAUCGAGUUCACGCUCGCCCAAUGCUACGCCCGUUCCAAAUACGCCAUUGAAGCGUUCCAGUAUUUCCAUGGUACCGGAAGCACUACUACAGGCAAAAACAGCGCGAAUGGAAAUCGGAAUGCGGUUUCCAUUGACCCCGUCUCGUGCACGCGUCGCGUCUGAAACGUCGGUCCCAACUUCAUCACAUAAGCACCGUGCUUCCAUCACCCUUGCCUCACCCAAUCCCGCCAUUAAUUUCACAUCUCCAAGUCCCUCGAAACACAAGAACAAUCCUUCAUCUGCGUCUUUUUUGGGAGCUGGUGAAACGCCCUCACCAUCCCGGCACGUAUCGAUGGGGAGUAUUCCGACCAUACCCCAGCCUUCUGUUCCUAGUGUACCUCCCAAACCCCAGUUAAACAUCACACCCUCAAAGCCUUCUACAAACACCCCCUCUAAACCGCCAACCACAACACCCUCCAAAUCCUCCCCUCUCGCUCGUACACAGCUACAGCGUACACCAUCCGGAACAUCCAACUAUGACACGAUCCCCUGGACAAAAACAAAUAUUAACUUGCACUCCCCAAGUCCAAAAGUUCGUCCCUCCGGCUCAAACUCGAUUUUGGGCAAGGAGCCAGUCGCGUUGCUUUCUGAAUCCCUCGCCUCGAAAAAUGGUAUGGCUGCAAGCCCCAUGAGGACGAGAAUGGGGAGCGUCUUUAGUGAUGGCACUGGCAGUAUCGUUUCAAUUUGGGUGAUGAUGCGGGCUCUGGAGGAUGUGUGGGAUAUGGAGGAUGAUGGGAUGACCUUCGAUAUGGUUACGGAUGUAGAUGGGGAGGGUGAUGAAGAGACCGUGCACGGUAUUUAUGUUAUCGUGUGCAGCGAUUCCCGUUCUGCGUCACUAUAUACUUCUGACGCGCCCUGCCGUUUGUUCACGCACACAUCUCUUCCUGCGCACGCGUUAUAUGCAUCCUUGUGUGCAUACAUCGUACUUUCCUGUGCAUACAUUCACCCCCACCCCCACCCUCACCCUAUCGAAAACCCAACUAACCCAACCCCACAGCUCGAUCAAGCCCUCUCCAAUAUCCGCACCCUACACACCUCCAAACUCCUCGCCUACAAACGCCUCCUCGAACGCGCUCACGCAAGCAGCGCAGCCCAAGUCUAUCACCUCCAAGCCCAACUCGCACAGCUGCGCUCCCAGCCUCAGUCUCAGGUGGCUUUGAACCAGGCUGAUGGGGAGUACUGUGUUUGUGGGGGGAGGAAACGGGGUGGGUAUUGGGCGGGGGUGAGUGGUUGGGGUGAUGAUGGGGAUGACGGGGAUGCGGCGGCUGGAGGAGGAAAUUUGGUGGAUGCGAUGAAGAAGCUUGAUGAGAAGGCCGCCCUCCCAGGCGACAUCCCCCUCCAAAUCCUCCUCCUACAAAAAUACCUCAAAAGUUCAUUCGACAUCAUCGGUUCCCUCGCACCUAAUAUUGCCCUCCGAAUCUUGAGGGAGUUGAGUGUGAAAGAAGUCGUGAGGGCUGGGUACCUCAUCUACCGCUCCCUCCACCACCGCGAGUCCAACUUUGCGCGUGCGCUCCCGCAGAGCAUACGGUUCUUGAAUGGACAUACGAAUUUCUGUACGACGUUGUUGUUGAGAGGCAAACGCCUCAUCUCAGGCUCCUACGACGAGACCAUCCGUUUCUGGGACAUUGAGACGGGCGAGAUGAAGAAAUGCUUGCAGGUGAAGAAACCUGUGAGCUGUGUGGAUUUUUUAGCAGAGGAAGAGGUUUUCGUGGUUGGGUUCCAUGAUGUUGGCCGCGUUCACCUUUUCUCCUCCGUCACAUUCACGCCCCUCCAACAACUCGCCGGACACCUCAACGGUAUCCGUGCCGUUGCGCUUUCAUCCAAGAACCUUGUCAGUGCAGGCGCAGACAAGGCUCUCGUGUGUUGGGAUUGGCGCGCGGGGACGAAGAUCGUGAGGUUUGGGCAGCAGACGACGAUUAACAUUGGUGUGCAGAUCGUUCAGGGGGGUACGGAGGCGGAGGGUGAGCGGGUGGUGAGCGUGACUAUUGAUGGGAUCGUGAGGGUUUUCUCGAUUAAGAGGAGAGAGAUGAUCUCGCAGUUCAAACUCAGUGAACUCGGUGGUAGCGACCCUUGGUUCGCAGCCAAGGGCUCACAAAUGACUUGCGCGACAAAAUCCGUCAUCUUGCACCUGCAAUGGAACGAAGGUGAAGACGAGAAGCCUCCCGCAGAGACGACCACGAUGAGCCCUACGUUCACUGGAAGGACUCUGACAUCUCCUACACCUUCUUCACUCAACCCGCGCUCGCGCGCCGUCUCGUCCCUUAUACGGCCUACGCAGACGUCUACUCCCCAGCGCAGACAAUCUGCACUCGGGGUAACUACUUCAAGCUUGCCAAAAUCGCGACUUUCCCUUGGGACACCUUCCACGCCUCUCUCGGUCAACCUCAGCGCAUCGCAGCUCUCAGGUAUAUCACCAUCUCCGCUCUCCCUAUUACCGCGAUCUGGCACUCCACUAUCCCCAAUGGGUGCACCGUUGUCCCCGAUGGGCGCAGCAGGUGCAGAUGGGUUUGCGAUUAGGUUUGGGCGGGCUGCGAUUUUGACUGCACCCCCGAAGCUUGUUGCGCUCGUGGAGACCCCUGACGUUGCUGUUGGGGCCGUGGACCCCUAG